GCGACAGAAUGGGCACCGGACGAGGAAACCAGGAGGUCCUGUCAGAGCAAAGGCAAAACAGAGAUUGAAUGUCAGAACUACAUCAGAGUUCUGCUGGUGAACAAGACUGAGGUCAUGACUUGUGGCACCAACGCUUUCCAGCCCCUUUGUAUAACCCGAGAGGUGGGAAACAUGAGCCGCACGAUGGAGCGGGUGAACGGCGUGGCGCGCUGCCCGUACGACCCGCGUCACAACUCCACAGCGGUUGUGACGGAGAGCGGAGAGCUCUACGCUGCCACCGUCAUCGACUUCUCCGGCCGUGACCCCGUCAUUUACCGCAGCAUGGGCGGGAUGCCACCUCUCCGGACGGCGCAGUACAACUCCAAAUGGCUCAAUG
Labrus bergylta (ballan wrasse) is the source of this 376-nucleotide messenger RNA. Lineage: Eukaryota; Metazoa; Chordata; Actinopteri; Labriformes; Labridae. The record is from RefSeq and is a predicted model, not a curated record.